AUGCUCCAGGGCUUCCUGGUGGACCUCAUUAUUGCUGGCACUGAUUUCCACCUGGGCCACAUCUCUCACAAGGAUAGCCAUGCCAGCACCUACGAGUCGGCCACUUCUGACACCCUCACGUGCUGUUUGGUGCGUUUAGUGGUUUUUCCCGUGAUCUCGCUCUUGGCGCUCUUGGUUUACCGAAGCACUGAGGCCCGGUCGCCUCUUCGGAAGUUGCAACGGGAGCAGGAGGCCGAGGUCUCCUCCUCGCCACCACGGAACGGCAACGAGCUGCGCGUGCCCUUGGCCGAGGUGCGCCAGACUCGCAGCGACGUAAGCGAGUUUGUCUGGGGCACAGCCCAGUGCAUGAGCAGUUUUCUUGCUCGCGUCGCGCGAAACCUCUUCUUGACCUGUCAACUCAAGGACAUGUUUGCGAUGAAUCGCGACCACGCCUUGCUCAUGAAGACGAAGGCCAACCGGCGGAAAGAGUUCAUCAUGAUCUUCCUCUUUGCGGUGAGCACAGGCAUGUCCUUUUACAAUGGCAUCAAGUGCAUUGUUUAUCACUAUGAUCCGCGCUUUCUGGUUCUGCAAGGGACCUUGCAAGCUCUCACUAUGGUCAUCAUCAAUGUGGAGUACUUUAUGUUGAAAACUAUCUUGAACAAGUUCACUGAAGAGCAAGGUGAGCUCAUCGCGCACAUUCACAUGCACCCCCUGUUCUUUGAAACUGGACUGAAAUGUCACGGCUGCGACAUUUGCAGUGACCAGAUGAAGGGCCCCCACUACGUGGCCUAUCGGUGCCGUACCUGCGACUUUGAUUUGUGCCCAAGAUGUUACAAGCAGAAGGAUAAGACCAGCGCCAAGGGCUUCGGAGCUCGAUCCUUAAGGGGCAACGGUGAGCAGAUUACCACCUGGACCUACUUCCGACGGAUCGUGGAUCUGGCGAUGGAUUUCUGGCCGACUUUGGUGGCCGCUUUGGUGUGUUUGGUGAUUAUGCAGAGCCUUCAGAUCUUAGCGCCCAAACUUCAAGGAUCGAUCUUCGACGGCAUCAUCGCCUAUCUGCAGAAUCCGGGUGUCGGAAAAGACCGCUUUCAAGAUGCGAUGGCGACCUAUGUGACCAUCAUGGUACUGCAAGGUGGCUUGAAGUCCUUGGCACAAGAACUGGUACAAAGACGCAUGGCAUGUGCUGUGCGAUUGAAGCUCUUUGCCAGCGUCAUUCGCAUGGACAUUGCCUUCUUUGACACCAUGCACACUGGCCAGUUGACCUCGCGCAUGACCAACGACGCAAGUCAGAUGACGCAGCCCUUGAACACCUUGUUGAACGACUUGUUGGCAAACGUGCUACUGCUGGUAGGUGGGAUGUUCAUGGCCUUCCGAACCUCAUGGAAACUCUCGAUUUUGGCCUUGACCAUCGUCCCUCCCAUCACCUACAGCUACAGAUCCUUGGCACACUUGUUCAACCGCUUCACGGUCGGAGUCUAUGCCAAGUGGGCGCGCCGCGUCACGCGCUCCAUCUACUGCGCUUACGGCGAAGCGAACUCCACGGCGACGGAUGCCAUCAGCAACAUCCGCACGGAAGCCUUUGAGUCCAACAAGUAUUCAGACAGCAUCAAUACGGCGCUGGGCCACGGUGUGAAGAACGCCUAUGUGGGAGCUUCUGUGACGGCCUUCUCCACCUACUUGAACUUAGGCACUGCUGUUUUGAUCCUUUGGUACGGCGGGCAGCUGGUCUGUGAUAGCGAAGGCAAGAUCAUGAGCAUCGGCUCUUUGAUUACCUUUCAACUUUACUGGAAUAUGAUGAACAACGCCUUCAUCUCUCUUGGGAACGUGUUCAAUGACCUGAUCCGCUCCUCCUCAGCGGCGGAACGGGUCUUGUCCUUGAUCGAUGCGCGGCCCGAUGUGAACCCCGACGAGGGAGAAGUCCUCGUGCGCGAGACCGUCAAAGGACACCUCAAGCUGCGCGGGAUCCAAUUCCGCUACCGCUCACGGCCGGACAGCAUCGUUUUGAAAGGUAUUGAUAUGGAAAUGCCGCCAGGGACGACUACUGCCUUGGUGGGAAAAAGUGGAGGUGGCAAGAGUACACUUGUCCAUUUGUUGAUGCGAUUCUACGAGCCCACGGCGGGAGAAAUCAUCUUGGACGGCAAAGACACAAAGUUGCUUUCCUCCAAGAGUGUUCGUCAGUGCUGCGGCUUCGUAGCACAAGAUACUCAAUUAUUCUCCUGCUCGAUUGAAGAGAAUUUGUCCUAUGGCUUGGGACGAGAUCACAGCAAGGAGGAAGUGAUCGAGGCAUGCAAAGCUGCAAACGCACAUGAGUUCAUUCUGGAAAUGGAAGAAGGCUACGAGACACGCGUGGGAGAGAAAGGCAUCAUGCUCUCGGGAGGGCAGAAGCAACGCUUGGCCGUUGCCCGAUGCUUCUUACGGAAGCCCAGGAUGCUGUUCUUGGACGAAGCCACCUCUGCGCUGGAUGCGGAGAAUGAGGCAAUUGUCCAGGGCGCACUGGAAUCUCUACUGCUGGAGCUCAAUAGUACGGUCGUUCUGAUCGCCCAUCGCUUGAGCACCGUGAUCAACGCCACACAGAUUUGUGUGAUUCACAAGGGUCUCAUCGUGGAGAGGGGCACUCACGAUGAGUUAGUAGCAAAAGGAGGCGUGUAUGCUCAACUUGUGAGCCGGCAGCUGUCUCGAGAUGCCAGUGCCGUGAUUGGAGCGAAGAAAGCGAAAGACACCAAGAACAACCAGACUCUUGCCACACCAAUGACAUGUACUACUGUAAGUGAUUCACGAAGUGAAGAGCAAUCCCAAGUCAUAUACUGUGACCCCGCUGGUUGA
Molecule: messenger RNA, 2802 nt
Organism: Durusdinium trenchii
Lineage: Eukaryota; Dinophyceae; Suessiales; Symbiodiniaceae
Source: the annotation of a GenBank genome assembly